AUGCCCACCGCAAAGACCACUGGAGAGCGCCGGCAUUGUCUGGGCUUGGACCAGACCGCAGCGAACGACUUCAUCAACCAACACGAGUUUAUAAGCCUAGGCUGCUACUGUGCAACCACCUUUGGACUUCAACUGCUGGAUCUUCGAGGACCAGCCCAGCCCUUCGAUUGGACAAGGACCCCGCUGGACGGGAUCGUGCGCUGUCUCGACGAAGGGUUUCAGAACUUCCUGACGUACAGCGCAUUCUGCGAUACAAAUCAGCACCCGGUAUUCCUGGGGUCCAGCUGGGGUGGUUCCUUCUGGCACCACGAUCUGAAUAACCCGAACACACACAAAGUGUUCGGUCGGCGUAUAGCGCGAUUUCUAGGACUGGCGGAGGUGGCGUGCGAUCGCCCAAGGGUCUUCAUCCGGCUGGUAAAUCACACCGGUGAGCUGUGCCCCUUGGUUGCUGUUGUGCGGCUUUAG
Messenger RNA from Symbiodinium pilosum, 465 nucleotides. The record is from the annotation of a GenBank genome assembly. NCBI's taxonomy places the organism in Eukaryota, Dinophyceae, Suessiales, Symbiodiniaceae.